Molecule: messenger RNA, 2432 nt
Organism: Ictalurus furcatus (blue catfish)
Lineage: Eukaryota; Metazoa; Chordata; Actinopteri; Siluriformes; Ictaluridae
Product: RNA-binding protein 4.1
Exons: 4
Coding region: 99-1244 (381 amino acids)
Biological process (GO): mRNA splicing, via spliceosome
Cellular component (GO): nuclear speck
Molecular function (GO): zinc ion binding; mRNA binding
Source: RefSeq, a predicted model, not a curated record
UGUCGACUUCCUGGCGACGCCAUUUCGUGAUUUAUUCAUUUGGCGGUUGCUUUCGUAGUUGUUUCUACGGUAAGAGGAACAAUAAAUCGGCAGUAAAGAUGGUUAAGAUCUUUGUCGGCAACCUUUCUUCGAGUGCGACCAAAGAAGACCUGCGCAGUCUUUUCUCGCAAUAUGGCAAAGUUGCGGAUUGCGACGUGCUGAGAAACUUUGGCUUUGUGCACAUGGAUUCCCAAAAGGAAGCCGAGGAGGCCGUGCGUAAACUUCACCACCACGAACUGCACGGGCAGGCCAUGAAUGUGGAGAUGAGUCGAGGGAAGCCCAAAGGAACCACCAAACUGCACGUAGGCAACAUUAGCAGUAGCUGCACUAAUCAGGAGCUGCGCGACAAGUUUGAGGAGUAUGGUCCUGUGGUUGAGUGCGACAUUGUGAAGGACUAUGCCUUCGUCCACAUGGAGAGAAGAGAAGAUGCGAUGGAGGCCAUCAAUGCGCUGGACAACGCUACCUUCCAAGGUAAGGUGAUUAAUGUACAACUGUCCACCAGUCGCCUCCGCACUGUGCCCGGCAUGGGAGACAUAACCGGCUGUUACGUCUGCGGAGAACCCGGUCACUGGUCCAAAGACUGCAGGCGCAGUCAGAACGGUAGCUUUGGCGGCGGUCACAUGGGGGGAAUCCGUGGUGCCAGGGGUUUCCCUAGAGCAGGUCCUGCUUUUGGCAGUGGAGGCCCUGCAGCGUUCCCCAGCCGGAGCUAUCCAGCAGCACUGCCCCCUGUCCCGACAGUGAGUCACACCCCCACCUACGGGAUUUCACGAGAGUAUGCUGGGGAAACUCGGUACCUCAGCAAACCGAUGAGUGUCUUACCAGAGAGGGCCACCUCAUACGAGCACUACGGCAGCAUCGAUUUCUAUGAGAAGUAUCGGGCUCGGCCGUUUGCUUCUAGCUAUCUCGAGGAUAGACGUUUCUCCAUUCCCCCUCCUCCCCCUCUCUCUUCUUCCUCUCUCUCAAGGAUGCGGUUGGCUCCUUCCAGCCUUGACCCUUAUGACCGACGUGCUCUACCGCCACCGUCCUCUGCCACCGCGGCCUCGGCGUACUACUCGCGGGACCGUAGCCCGAUCCGAAGAGUCGGCGCCGGCUCUGAGGGCUACUCGUAUGAGCGCUCGCGUCUUUCCCCGGUUUCAAGGAGCAGCUCGUACAGCGUGUCGCGGGCCAGGGACACCCCCACUGACCGGGCUCGGUAUGAAAUCUAAGCCGCGCGCAAUGCCAAGGCGCUUUCAAACAGCAGGACUUUCUUUUAGCGGUCAUUCCCUCAACCUUCCUCUGGUGAACAGAAAUAUUUCCGGAGACACGAUUGGAUUUGAAGGAAGCAGGACUGAGAAGACAUAUGCAGCCCAUUAUCAUGUAGAGUCACGUUCAACUUCUGAAUGGUUAACUUUCAGACUUAUUUAGAGCUGUUAAGAUAGACUUUUCUGCAUUGCCCAGUGUGAAUACUAAAUUCUUAUUAUACAUUUUCUGUUCAAGUCUUUGUACGAAUGUUCCUUGCAUGUUUGCAUUUCAGUUUUUGCAGAUUUCUUCUACAAUAUUUUAAAGUUUUCCACAAAUACUGAGAAACAUUGUCGCUGUUUGCUUCUGACCUGAUUUGAUCUACCAUUUAGUUACUUUGUGUGCGUGCUUUGUUUGGGGGUGCUAAUACACCGCCAGUUUCAAGAUUUAUUUCAUUUAGCAAGCAUUGCAUGUCAUGUGAUGACGAUCUGUUUUAGUUCUUGAUAUCACUGUUUAAGUGAGGGGUUUCCCCAAGCUUAAUGGAGAAAAUGAAACCCAAAACAAACAUUCCUAUUACUUUCAUUCUGUGACACUGACUUGUCACUUACUUGAUGCUUGUUCGUCUCUCAUACUGCACACUUAAUUAGGGAGCUGGAACAGUGGCAAAUUGAGAUGUUCAAGUAACAUCAAGAUUCUGGAUGCUUUUUGUCCCUAUGUGGGAUUGAGGGUGAGUUAGAGUUUAUUAGAUUCAAAGUAAAGUACAUCAGUCAUGAAUUUGAAAGAUUAAAGAAAGGAUUAUUUUAUCUCUACAUGCACACAUGCUUUAAAGACAGUUUUUUUCCGUACAGACUAUUGGCAACAGGAUAUUUUGUAAGAGGCCAGGGCUAGAUUAUUUGAAAAACUGGUACUUGUGCAGAGUUUGCCUUGUGGCAGUGUAUGGUGAAAAGCUGAGGUAGGAUUGUACAUAAUAGUAAAGUAAGAUCGAGUAAAUAUAGAAAUGUGCUGACCAGCAAUCACUCGGGACUCCUGAGUGACUUCUGGUGAGAGUCAUUUCUGUAUGGGCGCCUUGGUAAGAUCUGUGAUGUUUAUAAAUUUGAUUUCCCUCAAGAAGUCGUGUUUUUUGUAUCUUCAUUUUUUUUUUUUUUAAAAUAAACCAAUACUUUAUGGUGGAAAAA